Balaenoptera acutorostrata (minke whale) is the source of this 1426-nucleotide messenger RNA. RefSeq names its product SUB1 regulator of transcription (gene SUB1). Gene Ontology annotation, biological process: positive regulation of transcription initiation by RNA polymerase II. The record is from RefSeq and is a predicted model, not a curated record. Gene Ontology annotation, cellular component: nucleus; transcription regulator complex. NCBI's taxonomy places the organism in Eukaryota, Metazoa, Chordata, Mammalia, Artiodactyla, Balaenopteridae. The transcript has 5 exons. The coding region runs from base 124 to 507 and encodes 127 amino acids. Gene Ontology annotation, molecular function: DNA binding; transcription coactivator activity.
GCCCCAUCACGUGCGCGUGGUCUCAGCGGGGCGGGGCCGGCGUCUCUUUGCUGCCGUCACUUCCGUUUCUCUGUCAGUAGCGAGCGAGCGAGCUGGAGGCAGUUCAGCUACAAGAGCGGAGCAAUGCCGAAGUCAAAGGAACUUGUUUCUUCAAGCUCUUCUGGCAGUGAUUCUGACAGUGAAGUUGACAAAAAGUUGAAGAGGAAAAAGCAAGUUGCUCCAGAAAAACCUGUAAAGAAGCAAAAGACUGGUGAAACUUCCAGAGCCCUGUCAUCUUCUAAGCAGAGCAGCAGCAGCAGAGAUGAUAACAUGUUUCAGAUCGGGAAAAUGAGGUAUGUCAGUGUUCGGGACUUUAAAGGGAAAGUCUUAAUUGAUAUUAGAGAAUACUGGAUGGAUCCGGAAGGUGAAAUGAAACCAGGAAGGAAAGGUAUUUCUUUAAAUCCUGAGCAGUGGAGCCAGCUGAAGGAACAGAUUUCUGACAUUGAUGAUGCAGUAAGAAAACUGUAAAAUGAGAGCCAUGUAAAACCUGUACUGUUCUAGUUGUUUUAAUCUGUCUUUUUACAUUGGCUUUUGUUUUCUAAACAUCGUUUUCCACGCUAUUGUAUAUUUGGAUUGCAGAACAAUUUGUAAGAUGAAUACUUUUUUUUAAAUGCGCAUUAUUAAAAAUGUUCUGAGUGAAGCUAAUUGUCAGUUUUAUUAAGGAGGAUUGCUUUUGUGUCCACCACCUAGUGUAAAAUAAAAUCAAGUAAUACAAUCUUAACUGUUGUGGCCUUCUUUGAUCAGAAAAGUUGGUACUUUUUAAGGCCAAAAGUAACAGUUUAUCGACCUUUUAGUUUCAACUCAGCUUUUACGUUCAAAAGGAUUAGCAUUGCAUUGAAUUUAGAAAAUUUUGGUUUGUGAAAUUCAUGGUUGAUCUGUUUCCUUCUAGUCAAAUAUCUGGACUUGUUUGAUUUUUUUCUUUUCCCCCCACCCCAAUGAUAUUUCACUUUCCCCUUUUUUUCUUCACUUCAUUUUCCUUUUAAUAACUUGUUAUGUUCAGUUUUCAUUUUGCUUUUUGCUCUUUUUCUUGAGUAUAUUAUGCUAAUUUGGAAAGUCUGAAACUGUCAAAAUGUUACUUAUCUCAAUAAGGUACUUGUAAGUAAAAUAUUAUAUGAGAACUACAAUCACUAAUUCUACUGUAUUAAAUAUUAGGAGAUAUAGUUUGAUAAACAACAUGGCUUGUAUGAAAACUCCGAGCAAGUAAAUGUAUGUAUGUCAUUACCUGUAGUGUUCUGUGUAGUUGUUAUCUUAUUGCUUAGUCUGCAGAAAAUAAUGACUUAGAUGUCUGAUUGCUUUCACUUAUUAAACAUAUUCACCAUGGGAUGAUGUCUAUAAAAUCAGAUAUUGUUAAAUUAGACUAGGAUUUAAUAAAAAUUGUGAAAGCUUA